CUUAGAACCCUUUCCAAAGAAAAUACAACAAAAACAAACCUACACACAUCACUAAUCACAAUGGAAUACCGGUGCUCGAGAAGAUUAACAACCCAAAUUUUCGCGUUAUUCUGUAUAGUUGUCUUAAAUGCACACACAACGUACGCCUCUCUUUGGUCAAAUCUUAACAAAGAAGCUGCCCCCCAACAGUCACUGCCAAGAUGUAACGGUGCUAAAGGUCUGAAAUAUUUAUCCGGAGAUGCAUUAACAGAUUCAAUGGAUUGCAUAGGUCCCAAUAAUGCUCCAUAUCCAAGUGCGGCAGUGGCGCGGACAUUUGCCAAUUGGAACGGAAAUACAAGACGUGGCCGCCAAACCAAAUUACCCACAACAUUAGAUCCAUCGAUUACAACUAGUGCUCUGUUGAGGGCAUACAAUGAAGUCAACAAUGAUGAUAUUGAUAGUUUUAGAGUUG
Messenger RNA from Musca vetustissima, 451 nucleotides. RefSeq lists its product as uncharacterized. The annotation marks the transcript as partial. The transcript has 3 exons. Lineage: Eukaryota; Metazoa; Arthropoda; Insecta; Diptera; Muscidae. The record is from RefSeq and is a predicted model, not a curated record.